AUGGAGGAGGAGGACCAGGUGGAGCAGGAGGACCAGGCGGAGGAGGACCAGGUGGAGCAGGAGGACCAGGUGGAGCAGGAGGAUCAGGAGGACCAGGUGCAGGAGGAGGGGGACCAGGUGGAGGAGGAGGACCAGGCGGAGCAGGAGGACCAGGUGGAGGAGGAGGACCAGGCGGAGCAGGAGGACCAGGUGGAGCAGGAGGAGGAGGACCAGGCGGAGGAGGAGGACCAGGCGGAGCAGGAGGCCUUUUCACCCUCCAGCAUGGCUGUUAGCAGCAGUGUUGAGAUAUUACAACCACCACCAUCAAUUACAUCGUACAUCAGAAGACGGGAACUGAAACUGAUGAGGAAGUUCAGGAAACAGCUAGAUGAAAAGACUAGGAUGCUGCAGGCUGACAUAAAAAAACAUCAGGAUGCACUGGAAAUGAUAAACAGGCAGCUUCAGGCAAUGCAGGAAUCCAAGUUUCAGAUGCAGCCAGCCCCCACCUAUCACGGUGACAGGCCUGAGCCUCAGUCUUUGGAGCCAGCGCCCAAGAAACGACGCACUGAGGAGAUGAAGAGGAUGUCCCCAGACCUCAAGGAGCCUGAGUGUAAGCAGGAACAAUACUCGCUGCAGCAGCUGCAACAGAUGCAGAAGCAGCAGAUUCAGCAGCCGCAGCAGUGGCAGCACCUGCCCCUCUAUGAUGACUGCACUAGUUAUGCAGACGCAGCCCGUGUCAGCAGCUGAGCAGCAGUGCUCUGGCCAGGAAGAUGAGAGACAGAGGUGCCAGGUCCUGAGGCAGGAGCCCAGGAACCUCUAGACCUAUAGGCUCCCCAGGACCCUGCUGACUUUCCACCAGGCUCCAUCAACUGUUUGGCAUGUGCAGGCCAGUCUGAUGUGGAGCAGCCUUAGCACAGACCCUGUGAGAAGAGGGGGAGACAGUACUGCACAGCCUGCCUGGCCAGGGGACCUUCAAGGCUCGGGGAGUCCCCAGGAGUAGGGGCUAGCAGGGUGAGAGUGGAUACU
Molecule: messenger RNA, 1005 nt
Organism: Manis javanica (Malayan pangolin)
Lineage: Eukaryota; Metazoa; Chordata; Mammalia; Pholidota; Manidae
Source: RefSeq, a predicted model, not a curated record